UUAUUUCUCAGCAUGAAAUCUAUGCAAGAAGGGCUGGUAGAAUAUUAUAUUACAAGGUAUCAAUUUAUCGUCCUGACUUCAGCUUUGAUGGUUAUGGGAGAGUUUUAAUGUACUCACACAAUAUUUUCGCAAGAAAGAGGCUAUGUACUAGUUUUGCCGUGAAACACGUGCCUUUUGGAGAGCGGAGAGAUCUUGUUUACAAUAGAAAUCGCGAAUAUUAAAUUCAGCGAACUGUUUGCUGCCACAAACGAGGUGAGCCGCUUCAAUCACCCACCUUUCGCAGUUCAAAACAGAAGCAAUGAAAUUAUUAUUGCCAGCAGCUUUAGCAGUCCUUGCAAUCCUGCGAGAAGUUUGUGGAAAUAAGGAUGGCACUGAAUGCGAACAAAGGACAGAAGAAGGCAAAUGUUGUGUGUUUCCAUUCACAUUUAUGGGUGAAAAGAUGCAUUUUUGUAUCAGUGGGGGACCCUCCGAAGAUGACUGGUGUGCGACUACAGAUGACUUUGACCGGGACGGAGAAUGGGGUCGCUGCACGGGAGUAAAAUGUUACAUUUGCUCCAGUGAUGUCUCCUGGUCGGACUGUGAAAACCAGCAGCAAGCCCACAACUGUCCGUAUAUGCACGAUCAGUGUCUGACACUCAGCAAGGAGGCAGGAGUCACUAACACAAGCCUGCUCUUCCUAAAGAGAUGCACAUCUAACACUCAAUGUACAGCGUAUAAUCCAACUUGCGAUCGUCCCGAUGUUCUAAAGUGCGACUUCAGCUGCUGCAUGGGAGAUUUUUGUAACGCUGCCUCGCUGCCUUAUUCGGCGGUUGGUAGUUUUGUUCAUAUGGCUGCGUGGAUUUUUUACAUGUAUGGCUGAUUGUCUGUGGUUAUAUGGCGUCAAAUUCAUGACUGUUAGGGUUGAAAAACAAUUCCACUAGUCCCUUCUUUAUCGCAUCUAAGUUUGAAAAUUUAGAAUCAUAUUUAGCGCCGGAAAAAAACUACCUCCAGAUUGAAGGUUGCCAACUAUUGGUUUAAUAAGAUAGAAAAACAAGAGAGGUAACACAAAGAUGGACCGAAGAGGACUGAGGAUGGAGAAGAUUAAAACGGAUUGCAACUGAUGAAAUUGAAAGACUAAGGCUGAC
Molecule: messenger RNA, 1124 nt
Organism: Pocillopora damicornis (cauliflower coral)
Lineage: Eukaryota; Metazoa; Cnidaria; Anthozoa; Scleractinia; Pocilloporidae
Source: RefSeq, a predicted model, not a curated record